UGGCCCCACCUGGUCGAGUAGGGGGAGGACUUGGGAGCAGUUGAGCCAGGAACUUUUCCGAAUAACCCCUUCCUCCUCGUCGUUGCCCUAGGCUUCUGAUCCUCUCCGGCCAUGGCGACCGCCGGCGAUUCCGCCUCCCUCCCCCCCUCCGCCUCUCCCUUCUCAUCCGCCCGCGCGCUCGAGUCGGUCCCCUUCUCCUCCGGGAACCCCCGCAUCGAGGAGACCCGCGGCGUCGUCCUCCUCCACCCCGACCCACCCGCCGCUGCCGCUGCCGCGGCCGCCGCCUCCUCCUCGUCAUCUCAUCUUCCGGCAGAGAGGAAGCCGCAGGUGUUCGUGCCUGCGGUGCCCAACCACAUGACCUACGCGGACUUCUGCCGAUUCUGCGGCUCCUUCGUCCCCCACAUGCUCGAGAUGCGCAUCGUCAGGAUUGAUGGAGCGGAGGACCAGUAUAGCGUUCUCAUAAAGUUUGACACCCUGAGCUCCACCGAUAGCUUCUACAAGCACUUCAAUGGAAAGCAGUUCUCAUCACUGGAGGGUGAUGUUUCUCGUGUACGUUUUGUGGAAGACGUGCACUACACUCAAUUGAUCGAGCAUGCCCAUAGCUCGAUUACGAGCUCAGCUGAGCAGCCUACCUGCCCAGUAUGUCUAGAGCGACUUGACCAAGAUCCUGGAGGCAUUCUUACUACAAUAUGCAACCAUUCUUUCCACUGUUCAUGCAUAUCAAAAUGGACAGACUCUUCGUGCCCAGUUUGUAGGUAUUGUCAGCAGCAACCUGAGAAAUCAAUGUGUUCUGUUUGUGGAACUUCGGAAAAUCUUUGGAUUUGUCUAAUCUGUGGUAAUGUUGGCUGUGGAAGGUACAAAGGUGGUCAUGCUAUUGAACACUGGAAAGAAACUGAACACUGCUAUUCACUUGAAUUAGAAACACAGAAGGUUUGGGAUUAUGCUGGUGACAACUAUGUCCAUCGUUUGAUUCAGUCCAAAACAGAUGGUAAACUGGUUGAGUACAAUUGCUAUGGUGGUCAUGAAGCAGAUGGUAUCUGUUCAAUAUGCAGUGGUGAUGCAGGAAUGGAUGAAGCUCUACUAAACAGUAAAGUUGAAGCUAUUGUUGAAGAGUACAAUGAUCUCCUCACGUCUCAGCUUGACAAACAAAGAAAUUACUAUGAGUCACUUCUGUCAGAAGUCAAAGAGGAGAAUGAGAAAGAAAUAUCUGCAGCCACUUCGAAAGCUGUGAGCAUGAUGAAACUCCAAAAGUUACAGGCAAAGCUUGAUAAGUGCCUUGAAGAGAAAAGUUUUCUUGAUGAUAUCAAUGCCAAUCUUGUGAAAAAUCAGGAGAUGUGGAAAGAAAGGGUUCGGAAAGUUCAAGAAAGGGAACAAGCUGCACUUAAAUUGAAAGAUGAGAAGAUUGAGAAGCUGGAGGCGGAGCUAAGAGAUUUGAUAGCCCAUAUCGAGUGCCAAAACGCUGUGGCAGCAGCUCCUGGAUCAAUCUCAAGUGAUAUACAAGGGGGCACAAUUCUUCCUGGACCGUCUACACCAUCCUCGAGCAGCAGCCCUGUUCGCCCCACAAAGGACAGGAAGCGGAAUUGAGAUCUGCUUACCCUGACUAGAUUUAAAGGAUCUGCUUACACUUUAGACUGUUAGGGUACAUUCUUAUCCCAAUUCUCCACCCUUUGCUACUCUGUGAUUUGUUCUCAAGUCCAUGUCCAUUGGGCUCUUAUGAAUAGAAAGUUACCUGUUGCC
Molecule: messenger RNA, 1737 nt
Organism: Triticum urartu
Lineage: Eukaryota; Viridiplantae; Streptophyta; Magnoliopsida; Poales; Poaceae
Gene: BRIZ2
Product: zinc finger (C3HC4-type RING finger) family protein
Biological process (GO): protein ubiquitination; Ras protein signal transduction
Cellular component (GO): cytoplasm
Molecular function (GO): zinc ion binding; ubiquitin protein ligase activity
Source: RefSeq, a predicted model, not a curated record